This is a messenger RNA of Chlamydomonas reinhardtii, 6575 nucleotides long. RefSeq lists its product as uncharacterized. The transcript is spliced from 21 exons. The record is from RefSeq and is a predicted model, not a curated record. The coding region runs from base 158 to 6157 and encodes 1999 amino acids. Gene Ontology annotation, biological process: signal transduction. NCBI's taxonomy places the organism in Eukaryota, Viridiplantae, Chlorophyta, Chlorophyceae, Chlamydomonadales, Chlamydomonadaceae.
GUUACCAUCAUCCUGCAUCCUUUGGAAUGACUUGACUGAUAGGGAAUGGCGUCCGUUUAGGGCUGGACCAGGCCUUUAACGACUUGCAAGCCAACGUCAGUCACAUCAAGCUGCGUUUAGCAGGAUGGACAGUGAGCAAACCACAAAGUCUUCUGCGAUGCCGCCCAUAAUUAGUUCGCAUGAGGCCUCCGAACUGUCCGGGGCCCAGAACAGCGUAGCAGGCCCCGAGUCCCCAAGCUGGGUGGCGCGACUGCAGGCGGCUGAGAAGAGAAGAGAGGAGUUCCGGGCCUGGCUGCGGCGCACGCGUCGCGGCAACGCUGGCGGAAGCACCAAGGCGGCCGAGCGGCUCGCGGCGGAGGAGCGUCGAGAGCGGCGCAUGGAGCGACUGCAGGAGCGCCUGGCUGCGGCGGAGGCCUCCCGCGCCGCCUCGCUAGCCCGGCUGCAGCACCGCGCCGCCGCCAUGGCAGCCGGCAGAAGCACCAGCCAGCGGCAGGAGGCAGCUACAGCCAUUGCAGCGGCUGUAGCAGGCGCAGGCGCCAACGGCGGCGCCGCGGCGGCGGUGGCGGCGGCUGAGAGGCUGGAGGCGGAGCUGGCGGCGGCGGAGGGGCGGCGGCUGGCGCUGCGGGCGGCGGAGCGGGAGCGGCUGCGGGCAGAGCACGAGCUGGUCCUGAGCAGGCUGACGAGCAGCCAGGAGCGCGCCGCGGCGGAGACGGCGGCGCGCAGCAGCCGGCUGCAGGGGCGGCUGGCGGCGGCGGCGGCGGCGCGGGAGGCGCGGCUGGCGCGGCGGGCAGCGCGCGCGGCCAGCAAGGUGGAGCGCGCCCGCGCGCUGGGUGAGGCGAGCCGGCAGCAGCAGCAGAGCGAGGUGGAGGCGCGACGCCAGGCGCUGGAGGCGAAGCUGGAGGAUGCACGGCGCCGGCGUGAGCAGGGCCGCUCCCGCACGCCCUCAAGCUCCGGGUUCGCGGUCAGCCCACGCAGCCCGCCCGGGCCCGCAGAGCGCGUGGCGGCGGCCGCCGCCGGCCUGGCGGCGCUGUCGGUGGAUGUGCCGGCGGCGGCGGCGGUUGCGGCGGUGGCAGCGGCGCCUGACGGCGCCGCCAGCGUCGUCAGCCCCGGAAGUAUGGAGACCCUGGUGACGCUGGCGGCGGAGGCAGCGGCAGAGGAGUCGGCGGCGGUGGCGGCGCAGCGGCGGCGGCGCGCCGCCGCCGCCGCCAUGGCGGUGGCGGGCGACGACGGCGGCGGCAGCGAGAGCGGCAGUGAGGCGGACAGUGAGGCGGAGGAGGAGGCGGUGGCGGCGGCGGAGGCGGCCGCUGCCGCCGCCGGGCUGGAGGCGAUGGCCUCCACCACUGACUUUGAGACGGAGCUGGAGAUGGUGAGCGACGCUGACGCCGCCGCCAGCCCUGAUCGCCGCCGCCGCGAGGGCGCGGCGGCACUGGCGGCUUCGGCGGCGGCGCCCGCCGGGCCGGAGGCCUCGGGCGACGAAGGCGGCGGCCGCGCUGCCGCUGUGGAUCCGAAAGAUCAGGAGGAGCAAGCCCAGGCGUCCCCUCAGGAGCUGCAGCCGCAGGCAGCGCCGGAGGGAGAGCACGUGGCGCUGGAGGGCUUGCGGCGGAGCAUCAGCAGCCGGCGGCUGCAGGCGGGCUGGCGGGCUUUCGCCAGUGGCAAGCACACCACCCGCGCCCUGGCAGAGGCCUUUGUGGCGCAGCGCGUCACCGACGUGCAGCUGCCCACGGCAGCGCCGGCGGCGGCACCGGCACCGGCACCGGCGGCGGCGGCGGCAGCAGAGGAGGCGGCGGCGCGCGCCGCAGGCGCCAUUGACGUGCCGCGUCCCCGUAAUAGCGGCGGCGGCGCGAGGCCGGCCCCUCCAGCCGUGGUCAUUGGCCUGGGGAGCCCGCGCAAGGGCAUGAAUGGUGGCGGCCGCGGCGGCAGCGCGGGCUCGCACCCCGACGCCGACGCUCUUGACGAGGAGGGGGAUGAGUUCGAGCGCUUUGCCGCGGCGCUGCGCUCGCCCGCCACGCUCAAGGCCACGCAGGCGCUCAUGCGACGUCUGGAGCAGAGGCUGGAGGCGCGCAGCGCCGGAGCUGCUACUGCCGCCUCGCCUGGCGGCGGCGGCGGCGGCAGUAGCAGCGCUACUGCCGGCGCCAAGGCCACGGGUGCGGCUGGCAAGGCCAACGGAUCGCACGCCGGCGCCGCCGGUGCCGCGGGUGCGGGCACGGGCGCUGCUGCGGGAGGGGACAACACGCAAACGCUGCUGCGCCGGCUGUUUCCGCGCGCGCCGGCUGAGUCGCGCAUUGAGCGCUACCCGGCGCGUGUGCUGCUGUGCGCCUUCAUGAUCGUUAAGCACCCGGAGGUGGUGUUCUCGGGCGCGGGCCCGCGCGAGGCUGCCCUGGCGGCGGCCGCCAAAGAGCUGGUAUACCGCUUCGAGGCCUUGCUAGAGCGCAUCCUCAUCGCCCCUGCUGCAGCCGCCAGUGCUACAGCCGCCUCGCCAAGCGCCCAGCCGCCCUCGCCGUCGGCUGCUGACGUCAGCAUGCUGUCGGCCUCGCCUGUGGCGCGUGGGCUGGAGGAGCUGAGGCGAAGGCGGGCGGCGCAGGUGGCGGCGGCGGCGGCGGCGCAGACGCCGGCUCAGCGCUCGGCGGGCGGUUUUGGCGCACUGGAGCUGCCGCCGGUGUCGCCGUCGGGUGCCGGCCUGUCCAGCAUGACUGUCGGCUCGCUGCUGGAGGGCUACGACGCCGCCUGGCUGGCCUACCUGGACCAGUUCACGGCGUGGAAGGGGGCGGACGCGGCGGCGCUGGAGGCGGACCUUGUGCGCUGCGCUGCCGCGCUGGAGGGCAGCAUGCUGCGCAAGUGCCGCGGAGACCCGGGCAGCGAGCGCGUGAGGCGCAGCGGAGACCUGCAGGCCGUGAUCGCGCAGACCUCGCACGACCAGGCGCUGCUGCGCGAGCGUGUGGCGCGGCUGGGCGGACCCGCGGGCCUGUCACGGCUGGCGGCGGCGCUGGAGGCGGUGCGGCAGCAGGUGGCUGGGGAGCUGGCGGCGGGGGCCUUCAGCAGCUUGACGCCCUCCGCCAGCGAGGCCGACACCACGGACGGGGACUCGCCGAACCCCCGGCGCCGGCGCAGCCCCACGGCUGCAGCUGCCGCGGCGGCCCGGGCCGGCAGCGCCACACCGCCCACCACGCCGCCGCGCGUCUCCCUCAACGGCCUAACUGCCAUUACCAGCCCGUACACCGCCGCCGCUGCAACAGCUGCUGCUGCUGCUGCUGCCGGGCCCGCUACCGGCGGCUCCCCUACCGCUGCUGCCGCCUCCACUGCCGCCGCGCCCAAGACGCCCACUGGAGCGGCUGCGGCGGCUGCGAACGGUGCUUCCGCAAAUAGCGGCAGCAUUCCCGCGGCUGCGGCUGCGGCGCCAGCUGCGGCUAGUGUGCCCAUUGCGGUGCCCUCGCGUGCGCACGAGGACAGCGGUGCCACUGGUGGCGGUGCCGCCAGCGCAAGGGCGGCGAUGAUGGUGGCGCCCUCCCCCCUGGCGGCCAGCCCGCGGUCGCCCGGCGCCCUGUCCCAUUCUGUCCUCGGCGCCCCCUCCCCGUCAGCUGCUCUUGCGCCUGCGCCUGCCGCUGCGCCCGCGCCCGCGCCCGCACCCGCCCCGGGCGGCCCCGCGCAGUCGGCUCUGGACGCGGCCCUGCACUCCAACAGCGCGCUGGUGCACGACAUGCUCCUCGCCGCCAACACCGGGAGUAGCGGCGGUGGCGGCGGCGGUGCGGGCGGCGGCGGGCCCUACAAGCUGUCUGCGGCGGACGCGGAGGCGGCGUGGGGCCGGGCCGUGGCGGCGGUUGAGCGGGGCAAGGACGGUCUGGCGGGUGUCCCCCCGCCGCCCGAGCCGGCCGAGCUGGCGGCUAUGGGUCAGGAGGCGCUCAUUCGGGUGCUCAGGAGCAGGACUGGCGCCAUCGCGGAGUGCGCCUUCUGGGCGAACGUAGCCGCCGCCCUCACCGCCGCCCUGUCGCCGCCGCUCCCUGCCGGCGCCGCCGCCCGCCGCUUCAGCGCCGCUGGCGGCCCGCAGCCGCCUGGCGGCAGCCGCCGCCACCGGGCGCACCCCACCGCCCCCAGCGCGGCGGCGGCUCGGGCGGCGGUGACGGCGGGUCUUGCCGGUAUGGUGGCGCCGCUGCUGUCCGAGGUGGCGAGUGACAUGGCAGGCGUGCUUAACAACCCACAGCAGGCCGGAGCACUGCGUUCCGAGUUCUCCGAGGGCGCCGUUCGCUCCGCCAUCAUGUCCGCCGCAGCCGGCGGCCCCGACGCCGUGUCGGCGUUGCGACGGGCCCUGUCGUCCGUUGAGCGGCUGGCGGGUCUGUUGGUCGCUGGCGGCGCGGCGGCACGCGAGGAGGAGGCGCUGGCGGCGCACGCCGCCGUACGACAGCAGUUGGCGGCGGCGGCCGGCGGUUGGGCGCAGCGGUUGGCUGAGUCAGACGCGGCUUUCGCGGCCGCCGGCAGCGCGGCGGCGGGCUCCGAGUUCGAAGAUAGUGAUGAGUCGGACAUGAGCGAUGACGAGGCAGAUGGCCGUGUGAGCGCGUAUCGGAGCGAUGAGGAUGAGGAGCAGGCGGCCGAGGAGGCGGCGGGGGGAGCAGCAGGAGGAGUGGCUGCUCCGUCGCCGCAGGUGGCGGCACUGGCGGUGGCGCUGGCGCGGGCGCUGCGGCUACUGGCGGCGCAGGUCAAGCUGCUCAAGCUGGAUGCCGCAAACGGCCGGCUUCAGGCCCUGGCGGUCAGCCUGGGCGGCGAGGGCGCAGUCACCUACCUGCGCUCCAAGUUCGCAGCCAUCUUCGGGCUGCAGCCCCCGCCCGCACCCACCACAGCCACAGCAGCAGCGGCAACGCCCGUCAACGGCGAGAACUCGGUGGCAGCCGCGGCGCCGGCGGCGCCGGCGGCGCCGCCGCGGCGGCCGCUGCUGGCGGCGCUGCCUCGCACGGCGGCAUGGCUGGCGGGCGCCGCCGCCAACGCCGCCGGCAUCACUUCAUACAUGUCUGCCAACGGCGUCGACAUGCGCGCCGCCGCCGCCACCGCGGCGGCGGCGGCAGGCUCCGGUGCCGGCGUGCCGCUUCACCUGCGGUCCGGCCUCCGGCAGUCGCCCGCCGCCGCCGCCGCGGCCUCGGCGUCUGCUGACGUCAGCGCCCGCCUGGUCAUACCGCCGGUGGUCCCGGUGGGCCCCGCGCCUGAGAUCGCCUCCUCCUCCUCCUCUGACCCCAGCAGUAACGCCCCUGUUGGAGCCCCGGGCGACUGGCGCUGGCUGGUGCGGGCGGGCGUGGCGGCGCUGGUGUGCAGUGACGCGCCGGCGGUGGGCCCGGGACUGGCGGAGAGCCUGCUGUGGGAUGGCGAGGCGCUGCAUGGCGCCCAGAACCAGUUCCAGCAGCUGCUGGUGGUUACGGCGGGCAUGCUCCUAGUGACGCAGCUGAGGGGCGCCGCCGCUGCCGCGGCGCGCGCCGCCGCGCCGGACGCCGCCGCCGCGGCUGCAGCCUCAGCUGCCGCCGCCGCCGCCUGGGGCCCGGAGGCGCGAGCGUCCGCCUGCCGUCGGCUGCUGGUGGUGGCGGCGGAUCCGGGCAUGGCUCUGCCGGAUCUGACGACGGAGCUGGCGGCAGCUGCGGGGGUGGCGGGCGAUGCCGAGGCGGAAGCACGGCUUAAGACCGCCUUCAUGGCGCUGGUCACACCGAGCUCAGGAGCCUUCCGCUCCCUCACCAAUGCCCUGGGUGCGGCGCUGCUGCUACACCUGGCCCUGGGACCGCCGCCAGGUGCGGUUGCCGGCGGCAGCGGCACCGCUGCAGCCCCUGCUGGCACUGCCGCUGGCACUGCUGCAGGAGGUGGCGUGGCCGCGGCUGCGGCGGCGGCGCUGCUGGGUCGGGUGGGCGCGGCGGGGCUGGCUGGUGACGUGGCAGCGUUGGGGGAGCGGCUGCUGGGGCUGUGUGCGGUGAAUGAGGCGGUGCAUGGGCACUUGUAUGAGGGGCUGUUGGCGGAGCUGGAGGAGCAGCGGGAGCGGCAGGAGGCGGAGGAGAGGGAGCGGGCGGCGGCGCGAGAGCAUGAGGCGAGGCUGGGGGCGGGGGCGGAGCGGCAGGAAGGGCAGGCUGUGGUGGUGGGGCAGGUGAACGGGGAGGAGGAGGAGGAGAAGCUUGGAGAGGGCGAUGAGAUCUGAGCGACAAGAGCGCCUGGCGCGAUUUGGAGCGACAAUACCAAGUGAGUUUAAGCGGACUGUAUGAUGAGCGGGUGGUGGGCACGCAACAUUGUAUCUGAACUAGCCGGUGAGGGGGGGUCUGGGGGAUGAGUGAAGGAAACUGCUGUGGACGGGCUUGCGGACGGGGAAGGCUCCGGGCCUGCAGACAGUGCAGAGACGCUAGCUGCAAGAGGGGGAGCACGAUUUGUGGAGGAGUUUCUGAAUCGUUGUUGCAGGCGGCUAGGGAAUGCGGCCUGUACGCGGGUUAUGAAGCGUUCGAGAAUUUGCGGCGUCGAGCGUUGGGCGGACGGGCAUCCAGCCAUGGGACCGACUGGGCGCGCCGGAGCGAUGCUGGCGACCAAUCAGCCACGGGACCCCGCGCAUGUAAUGUAAAUUGACA